AUGUUCAAAGGGUGUGUGGCAAGAAAGGUGGCGCCAAGCUUAUACAUGGUUCGUAGCUACCUGGUGACUUGCAAAAGGAAGCAGCAGUCGUGGUUGUUGCAUAGAAGGUUGUGCACAUUAAAUAAUAAUUACUUCUUUUUAGAAUGGGAACUGCUUUUUUUAACUAAUGAGGUCGUAAAGUGGAAGGAAAUGAUCGGUUUUUUGGAGAGCCAGUUGUCAUGCAUAAAAUGCUACAUCGAGAUAGAGAAGCCAAGCUACGGGCAAAACUUCCAGCGUCUGAUAGAUGAUUACAAUGAGCAACUGAACGAAAAUAAUGUUGUUAUUUCCAUUCUGAAGAAUAGACCGCGGGUUUCUCCAUUCCCCGUAUAUCUUUACGAUGAAGUAUAUUCACGUACCAAACUUGCCAUCGCGGAGUUGGACUCGUUGAUAAUAAUCUCUUUUAUUUCCUUGGUGUUUUUAUGGGUAUCGAUAGAAAUCUAA
Molecule: messenger RNA, 480 nt
Organism: Saccharomyces eubayanus
Lineage: Eukaryota; Fungi; Ascomycota; Saccharomycetes; Saccharomycetales; Saccharomycetaceae
Gene: CSM4
Product: Csm4p
Exons: 1
Coding region: 1-480 (159 amino acids)
Source: RefSeq, a predicted model, not a curated record